This is a messenger RNA of Amyelois transitella, 1834 nucleotides long. RefSeq names its product S-adenosylmethionine sensor upstream of mTORC1 (gene Samtor). Bases 790 to 1767 code for a protein of 325 amino acids. Gene Ontology annotation, molecular function: S-adenosylmethionine-dependent methyltransferase activity. The transcript has a single exon. Gene Ontology annotation, biological process: negative regulation of TORC1 signaling. The record is from RefSeq and is a predicted model, not a curated record. NCBI's taxonomy places the organism in Eukaryota, Metazoa, Arthropoda, Insecta, Lepidoptera, Pyralidae.
AUAACCUGAUUAUAUUGCGUGAGGCGUAUUUGACCUUAUACAGUCAGAGGCCAGACAACAGAAAAGCCUUAAGUGAAAGCAUAAGGAAGUAAUCAGUAAUGAAGAUUACCUACUACACACAAAGCGAAGUUAAAUGUUUCGUUUAUUUUCUAGCUAUUGCCGGCGACUUCCAUUUGCCGUAAACGUCCACUGACAAUCUUUUAAACCCUUUCCCAAUAAAAAGCCUAUGUUCGUUCUCAGGGUUAACUCUAUCUCUGUACCAAAUUUCAUCAAAAUCGGUUCAAUAGACUAUAGUUACUUUCGCAUUUAUAAUAUUCAUUCGUCCAUAUUAUCACGUCUAUAUCCCUCGCGGGACUAUUUCCCUUGAAAGACUAGUGGCCACGUUUAUGAUAUAUUAUUUUCAUCGCGCAGCUUCACUCGCAUUACAUAAUAUACUGAUGCAUAGAAAAACGCACAUACUGUUUAUGUUGUUAUUGCAUGAAAGAGUAACAAACGCUUACUUAUUAUCAUUGAACUCCAUUUAAAAGAGGUACAAGACAAGACAUCGAUGAGGAUUAAAAAAGAAUUGUCUUCUGCCACGCCGUCGAUAAAAAAUGGUUAUAUUGUCACUGUCACUUUUUGACAUCAACCAAAAUAGACAAAAUAACCUUAAAAUACAUAAAGUCAACUAACAAAUAUAAACAUAAAUAAAUGCCAGAUUUCCAGCACUAAAAUAUUCUAUGAGAGUAUGUAGCUAUUGUAUUCUUUAUUAGGAAUUACAAUCGCAUCUUUGGUUUUUUUAGUUUAUAAAUGCAAAAUAACUCUGCAAUGAACAUGGCCAGUGAAGAACACAAAUUACUCGCGCAGUUUUUGAAGGACGUUCAUUCUUCUCUUCGUAAAUCUUCUACAGAAUUAGGUGCUGAAGAAGCUUGGAGGAAGCACUGUGACAAUAAAGACGUUUUGACGAAGUACGCUUCAUGCAUGCAGAAAUUGGCAACCAACCAUUGGGAUGUUAAUUAUGCUAAUAACGUGACUGCCACAUCGCGUAUUACAUGGGCUUUCCAAACAUGCCGCGAAUACUUUUUCGAAAAGGCUUAUUUCAAGUUCAGGCAAAAAGAAAUUGAUAUAGCGACUAAACUUGGCGUCACUGUAACCCAGCAAGAGUUGUUUACAAAGCCCCUACAACUCAUAGAUGUUGGAAGUUGUUACAACCCUUUUCAGAUCUAUGAUUGUUUUAACGUAUUUGCAAUUGAUUUGUGUCCCUCUAAUGACUCGGUUUUCCAGUGUGAUUUUUUGAAGGUUGCCACUGGAAAUGACAAUCUUGUUCAAAAUAAUAAAGUUAUGCAAUUAAAAUCUUGCUUUUUUGAUGUAGUGACUUUUUGUUUCCUUUUAGAGUAUAUACCUAGUUCUGAAUUUAGGAUAAAUGCUUGUGAAAAAGCCUAUCAUAUACUUAAACCAGGGGGGCUCCUUAUCAUAAAUACACCUGACUCAAAACAUGUUGGGGCAAAUUGUAAGAUAAUGAAAUGUUGGAGGUAUGCAUUAGCAUGUAUGGGAUUUACAAGAAUUAAGUAUGAAAAAUUCAAACAUAUGCAUUGUAUGGCAUUCAGAAAAGCUCUUAAUAAAGACACUGCAGUGAGGUGGGCCACAUUGUAUAAGGAACCAUACAUGGAAUAUGCUAUGAAUAUACCACAAGACUUUCAAAAAGAAAAUGAAGAUACUAAGGUAGUCCUACUUAAUGAUGUACAACCAUCUCAUUGUGACUUUACUGAACUUCCAUUUGCAAUUUAACUAUUUUUGAGCUUGUGAAAAUGUAAUAAAUUAACUAUGUAAUGUGAAUAAAUGAAAAGAAUCUAUA